UGGAAGGUGCAAAACAAGGCAUUGUCGUGGCUGGUGGUCAAGGACAAGGAAAUGGUCUUACACAAUUGUAUUAUCCUCAAGGAGUCGUUGUCGAUCAAUUGGGCACUGUCUAUGUGGCUGAUGCAGAGAAUGAUCGAAUCAUGCGUUGGCCCAAAGGAGCCACACAGGGAAGUGUCAUUGUUGGUGGAAACGGUAAAGGAGGACAAUCGAACCAACUCAAAGGACCCAUCGGUUUGUCAUUCGAUCGACACGGCAAUCUCUAUGUCGUCGAUUACGGAAACCAUCGAGUACAAAAAUUCAAUAUCGAUUCAUAAACAUAAUAGUUGUUGCAAAUAAAUCUUUGUAGAAGUCUAGAUGUGGUUGUACGAGUAAGGUAUGUGGCUGGGGGUGAGUGUGGAACAGUAUAGAAGUGAAACCUUUGUUGACAAAGUUGAUAGUUGUAAAAAUGGAAAAAAGUUAAAAUGGCUAUAACUUGAAUUAUUCCUAUAACCAUUAGUUAUAUCUGCCAACAAGGAUUAUGGCUAUCAUCGAUUUUAACUCGAUAACCUUUUCGAUUAAUUGAAUAAAUUGAAGUAAGUUGAAUUAGUAAUUAUUUUGAUUUAAUUGAGAUAUAUGAUAGAUUAUAUUAAAGCAUAUGCAUUUCAUUGUUCUUUUAUUAAAAACAUUAGUAUUUAUAGAUUUUUUUCUGGGAUGUUGCUUAUGUUUUCAUUUGCAAGUUAAAUAUUUUUGUAUCUACACGUCGACUAACAAUGAAAAGAUGCAUUUUUCACUGAGGAACAGUACGGACUUUUGUUAAUGUUAACAGCUGCGCCCGAAACCACAAAAAUCACAAUCAUUUUUAUCGAAUGGGUGCACGAAGUAAAUAUGGUUUAGAAUAAAAAGCAUGUCUUUGAGAGUUUCAUAAUAGAGCAAAUUGGUCUAACGUCUAAAUCAUUGAUAAAUUUCAACCAAAGUUAUAAUUGUCAACUCUAGUUAUAACCUUCGUCCUCAGUUACAAUCUUGCAUCUAAUUUAGAAUCAGUUUAGUUUUAGUUACUAAUCAAUACGAUUUUCAACAUUACUCAAGAUUUGAGACUAAUUGAAACUAUUACCCAUGUAAAUAUCUUUAGUAUCAAAACGCAUUUGAAGGGGCGUUUCGUUUGCAUCAAAAUCAUAGC
Molecule: messenger RNA, 1156 nt
Organism: Rotaria sp. Silwood2
Lineage: Eukaryota; Metazoa; Rotifera; Eurotatoria; Philodinida; Philodinidae
Source: the annotation of a GenBank genome assembly